Molecule: messenger RNA, 330 nt
Organism: Gloeophyllum trabeum ATCC 11539
Lineage: Eukaryota; Fungi; Basidiomycota; Agaricomycetes; Gloeophyllales; Gloeophyllaceae
Exons: 3
Molecular function (GO): heme binding; oxidoreductase activity, acting on paired donors, with incorporation or reduction of molecular oxygen; iron ion binding
Source: RefSeq, a predicted model, not a curated record
AGGUCCAAAGCCGUCUGGGGAGACGAUGCCAAUGCAUUCAAACCCCAGAGGUGGAUCAAAGAUGCUCCACCGGCCAAGGCGGGUGUAGCAGUGGCACCGUCCAUGAAUCAAUCAAGUAUGACAUUUCUGAGUGGCCCGAGAGCCUGUAUUGGCUGGAGGUUUGCGAUGAUAGAGAUGCAAUUUAUAGUGGUUAGCCUUGUCAACCACUUUGAAUUCCAAGUCGAGAAGAGCGUCCCCGAAGGGGGCAAUGCUGCGACGUUCCCGCUCGUGGACGGAGAAGAUGAUAAAGGUCCGCAGUUGCCAUUGCGUAUAUCACUCGUCCAGUGCUAG